This is a messenger RNA of Rattus rattus (black rat), 1269 nucleotides long. RefSeq names its product GATA binding protein 1 (gene Gata1). Lineage: Eukaryota; Metazoa; Chordata; Mammalia; Rodentia; Muridae. The record is from RefSeq and is a predicted model, not a curated record. The transcript is spliced from 5 exons. Gene Ontology annotation, biological process: negative regulation of transcription by RNA polymerase II; positive regulation of transcription by RNA polymerase II; cell fate commitment. Gene Ontology annotation, molecular function: DNA-binding transcription factor activity, RNA polymerase II-specific; RNA polymerase II cis-regulatory region sequence-specific DNA binding; zinc ion binding. Bases 1 to 1269 code for a protein of 422 amino acids.
AUGGAUUUUCCUGGUCUAGGGGCCUUGGGGACCUCGGAACCCUUGCCCCAGUUUGUGGAUUCUGCCCUGGUGUCCUCGACAUCAGACUCAGCGGGUUUCUUUUCCACUGGGCCCGAGGGUUUGGAUACAGCAUCUUCCUCCACUUCUCCAAAUGCAGCCACGGCAGCAGCCACGGCACUGGCCUACUACAGAGAAGCUGAGGCCUACAGACACUCCCCAGUCUUUCAGGUGUACCCGCUGCUCAACAAUAUGGAGGGAAUCCCAGGGAGCUCACCUUAUGCUAGCUGGGCCUAUAGCAAGACGGCGCUCUACCCUGCCUCAACUGUGUGUCCCAGUCAUGAGGAUGCCCCUUCCCAGACCCUGGAAGACCCAGAUGGGAAGAACAACAAUACAUUCUUGGAAACCUUGAAGACGGAGCGGCUGAGUCCAGACCUCCUGACCCUGGGGACUGCACUGCCUACAUCACUCCCUGUCACCAGCAGUGCUUAUGGGGGAGCUGACUUUCCCAGUCCUUUCUUCUCUCCCACUGGGAGCCCUCUCAGCUCGGCAGCCUAUUCUUCCCCCAAGUUUCCUGGAAGCCUACCAUUGGCCCUUCCUUGUUUUUCCUUUUCUCUCCAUCUACCAGAGGCCAGAGAGUGUGUGAACUGUGGAGCAACGGCUACUCCACUGUGGCGGAGGGACAGGACAGGUCACUACCUGUGCAAUGCUUGUGGCUUGUAUCACAAGAUGAAUGGUCAGAACCGGCCUCUCAUCCGGCCCAAGAAGCGAAUGAUUGUCAGCAAGCGAGCAGGCACCCAAUGCACUAACUGUCAAACAACCACCACGACACUCUGGCGGAGGAAUGCCAGUGGGGACCCGGUGUGCAAUGCCUGUGGCCUCUACUACAAGCUGCACCAGGUGAACCGCCCACUGACCAUGAGGAAAGAUGGAAUCCAGACGAGGAACCGCAAGGCAUCUGGAAAAGGGAAAAAGAAGCGGGGCUCAAGUCUGGCCGGAGCAGGAGCGGCUGAAGGACCAGCUGGUGGCUUCAUGGUGGUAGCUGGUGGCAGCAGUGGUGGUAAUUGCGGAGAGGUGGCCUCAGGCUUGACACUGGGCACUGCAGGUACUGCCCAUCUCUACCAGGGCCUGGGACCUGUGGUGCUGUCAGGGCCUGUCAGCCAUCUUAUGUCUUUCCCUGGACCUCUGCUGGGAUCGCCUACGGCCUCCUUCCCCCCAGGUCCUGUGCCUACCACCACCAGCACUAGUGUAGUGUCUCCACUCAGUUCUUGA